Messenger RNA from Didymodactylos carnosus, 903 nucleotides. Lineage: Eukaryota; Metazoa; Rotifera; Eurotatoria; Philodinida; Philodinidae. The record is from the annotation of a GenBank genome assembly.
AUGUUAGCAUCCGAGGUACCGUUAAGUGAAAGACAACAUAUGUUGCCACAUGAAGGUCAUAUUGAUGGACAUAAUACAGGAGAAGUUGUCCAUACAACAACAACGGUUAUACGAAAGAAUGUUGAUGGAAAAGAAGGUGAUCCUGACAAUAAAGGAAAAUUUAUUUCUGUUAUUCGUCCAUUAUUGGUUGAAUUGAUUGGAACAUGCUUUUUUGUUUUAAUUGGCUUAUUUGGAGUAUGCAGUGCGGGUCCAGGUGUUGUGGCCGCUGCAUUUGCAUUUGGAUUAGCACUAAUGGUAUUUGCAGCCAGUUUUGGUCAUAUAAGUGGUGUUCAUUUUAAUCCGUCUGUAACACUUGGUGUCUUAUUAGCUGGUGAAGUUCAACCAGUAAUGGCUGUUUUAUAUUUUGUUAUGCAACUUUUGGGUGGCAUAGCUGCAGGCGGUAUCGCUAAAAUGCUCUUACGAGAUGGAGUUUAUGCAAGAUGCAGAGGAGGAGCUACAGUGUUAAGUACAUAUGUAGCUUUUAACCACACGCUUCCCGAUAAUAAUAUCGUCUUUUAUACCGAAGAUACAGUAAAAUGGUGGGAGGGAAUAUUAAUUGAAUUACUUGUUACAUUCGUAUUUAUUACAAUUAUAUUGAUGGUUGCAUUAGAUACAAAGUCGAAAACUGGUCUUGCUCCAGUAUUGAUAGGAUUUACACUUGUUGCAUGUAUCUUAGCAGCUGGUGCAUUUACAGGCGGUUCAUUAAAUCCAGCACGUUCAUUAGGUCCAGCAAUAUUUGCAAAUGAAUGGAAAGAUCAUUAUGUUUAUUGGGUUGGUCCUCUCGCUGGUGCGGCAAUCGCUGGAUGUUUCUAUCGAUUUAUUUGGGCACAUUCUGAUCGACGAAUUCCACGACGUAUAAAAUAA